CUCUAAAUCGUUUAAAAAACUACCAAUAAUCCUAAUUAAAGUGCACACGCCCAAUUAAAUUCAAAGUACCAUUAAAACCCAAUUGGUGUGAGAAUAAGCCGAAUUGAGGCGCAGGAGCCCCAAUUGGGCUUAUUCCCGCCUCAAUUGGUCUCUCUCCUUGUCGUUGAAUGCGAUGAAAGAAGGUGGAGCUACAUGUGGUGGCAUGCUAUGCAUGGAUAGAGGCUUGGUGCCUUUAGUUUGUUCUGCCUUAGGUUUGUUAUUUAUUUUUAUAUAUUUUUUGACAGUGUUAUUUAUUUAUUUAUAUACAAAGAGUGAGAAGGAGAAGGAUGGUAAAGCUCCGGUGGAUGGGUUUUUGGCCCCGCUUCACUGAUUUGGAUAGAUGGGGUUCAUAGUGUUAGAAGCCCAAUUGUUAUUGUUGGGGAUGUGAUUCGGAAAUACCUAAGGAUGAUCGCGCCAAAGACGACCGCAUCAUGAAGCCGGCGCGCGAGUACGGAGAAUGGCCUGGAAAGCUCGCGCGUAAACCCCAAACGGCCCUCAACGAGAAGUGUAAUAGCGGCGCCGCGUCACCCGAAGGGUAGUCACCAUCAUAGUCCUAGGUAUAGUCAUGGCUAAGGGUCUUGUCGUCCCUAGGGAUAUGGUAUUGGUCCAUGACGUGUCAGAGGUCAUGUCACCCUGCCAUGGUAGUCACAUCAUUGUACCGUUGUGUACUUCACCCACCACCAUGUAGCCUAUAAAUAUGGCAUUUACUCCGGUGGGUGAGGAGAUCGGAUUUUGGAGACUCUAUCUCUAAGAUCAUCACUUUAUCUCACUAAAAUAGAGACUCUCAACUCUUUCUUUCCUCUCAUUUGUCUCAUAGUUCUUGUUCGACCAAGCCGUUCAUUCUUCUUGACCCAUUACAGUGAACCUCACUCCUACACUCAGUUAGGUUCAAACAAUUGGCGCCCACCGUGGGGCCUGAGGAAAAAAUGGCAGAACAAAACUCCAACAUACCCAGCGAGGUAACCCCCAUCAAGGCGAUGACGGAUCCUAGGGUGUUCGCGGGACUCGCGGAAGCCAGCAACCGCGACGCGGUACUCAUUGAGGAAGAAGAGCCCGAACUGACAGCCAAAGAGAUGAGGCAACAGAUGGCUAAGCAAAACGACGUCAUCGCCAGUAUGCAAAAACAGAUGAGCCAAGUUAUGGCGCUCAUGAUGAGCAGAGAAGCUGCGGCAGCGCCGAGUGCGCCGCCUGACGCGUUACAGCUAACGCAAGGAGGAACAUCAGGCCACGUCACGCCACCUCAUCAGACAGUGGUCGAGUUGGCCGCUCCUGAAACUCAGCGCUACGAGCCACCAGGAAGAGCGGACCUCAGCUUCUUGGAGCAACACCUGUCCCCACAGUUCCGCCCCAAUCCGCCCAAAAAGGCCUUACAUCAACCAUUAUGCGCGGAGAUCAUGGCGGAACACCUGAGUGGGGCACCACCCACCCUCCCCACAUACAAUGGCACCACCGAUCCUGAAGACCAUGUUAGCACUUUCUGCCUACGGAUGCAACUUCAAACCAACUCCAACGCGGCACUAUGCCGCACGUUCCCAUCAACGUUCUCCGGGAUAUGCCUCGACUGGUAUAACCGCCUCCCAAACGGAAUCAUCCGCUCCUUCGAAGAGUUCAUACUUCUGUUCACAACCAAGUUCGCGUCACAAAAAAGGAGACCUCUCCACCUCAAGGCGCUUAUAGACAUCCGCCAGAAGGAUGGAGAGAGCUUGCAGGCGUUCUACGCCAGGUGGUCCAGAGUGGCAAUGGCUGUAAGGGAUCUCACCCCGGAAACCGCCGCCCACCACCUCAUGGACGCCACUACUAGCAUGGAGCUCAAGAGAGCGCUAGCAAAGAGACCAAUUACACUGUCUACUGAGCUGGAAGUCAAAGUUGAAAAAGCCAUCACUUUGGAAAAAACGCUAGGCGCGGGUUCCAUCCGACGUUUUGAACCAGCCAAAAUGCAAAAAGAAGAGCAAGCUCGUAGGCAACUCCCCGUGCCGCGGGAUCAGCUGUUGCAAGCGCACAGCGGCGCCAGACGCCCACCACCUCCUCCAGAACAAGCCCAUCGAGGACGAUCACCAGAGAGGCGCCCAUCAAACUAUACUCCCCUCAACGACACGGUCAAGAACAUCUACCACGUUCUACGAGAGAAGGGGUACAAGAUCAACUGGCCCGCCCCCAUGAAGACACUCCCACACAUGCGCGAUCCCAAGAAGCACUGUGAAUUCCACAGAGACACGGGGCACUGGACAGAAAACUGCAGAGAAUUGCACUACGAGAUCGAGGGCCUCAUACAAAGGGGACUGCUGAGCGAGUUCAUUCGCGGAGCGGAAGAACCGGCGGAGCGCCCUGUGGAACCCCCACCACCACCACAGGCGGACUAUGACGACGCCUCGGGCUCGUACGUAGUACGAAAGGAAAUAGGGGUGGUAACCGUAGAAGGAGACCGCCCGAAGAAAAAAACCAAACGCGACCGCGCUAUAGAGUGCGCGGCAGCAGUAGCUACGCAGAAGUGCAACCUGAGCUUUGACGACGCUGAACUCCCCGGAGGGGUCCCUUCGGAGGACCCACUCAUCAUCACCGCGCUCGUCGCCGCCUGCAAUGUUCGCCGCCUACUGAUUGACGGGGGCAGCGCGGCGGACAUCCUUUUCAAAAGCACGGUCGACCAGAUGGACAUCGACCCGCGGCUAAUCAAGCCCGCAUACGGGAACUUGGUCGGCUUUUCCGGCACCAGGGUCCCAGUUAUCGGAGUAGUCACCCUUCCAGUCGUGCUGGGGGACCAAGAGCCACGCGUCUCGAAGCAAGUCGAAUUCACGAUAGUCGACUGCAAGUCCCCCCACAAUGGAAUUUUUGGCCGCCCGCUCUUGGCAAAAUUCAUGGCUCUCCCGUCAACAUGUCACCAGAAACUCAAAUUCCCAACCAAGGAGGGGAGCGGAGAAGCGUGCGGGACAGCGUGGGAGCCAACAAAGACAGGAGAAAUCCGCCAGACCAACAUCGUUGACACAAGGGCGGAAGAACCUCGCCCGGAAUCAAUGGAUUCUGACUUCGAGGUCGCCCUUGAUCCGAGCGAGCCAACCCAUAAGGUGCGCGUUUCAACUCACGUCCCCGGAGACGCGAUUGAACCGCUAAUAAAACUGCUAAAGGAGUAUAAGGAAUUGUUCGCAUGGUGCACGGAAGACAUGUCGGGCGUACCAAGAGAUGUCGCCCAACAUUCCCUUGGUGUCCCAGUGAGCGCGACGCCAAGACAACAGGCGCGGCGGAGCUUUACGGGAGAUAAACUUAAGGCCAUUGAGGAAGAAGUGGCGCGCCUGUUGUCAGCGGGAUUAAUCCGUCCAGUGAAAUACCCGAAGUGGCUGGCGAAUGUGGUGUUGGUAAAAAAGUCUUCGGGAGCUUGGCGAAUGUGCGUCGACUACACGACGAUCAACAAGGUGUGCCCAGGGGACCCGUACCCGCUGCCGCGCAUCGACCAACUGAUAGACGCCACAGCCGACCAUGAAACACUGUCCUUCCUGGACAUGUUCUCGGGAUACCACCAAAUCCCAAUGUCGCGCGAAGACGAAGAGAAAACAGCCUUCAUGACGCCGUUCGGAAACUUCUGUUUUGUCGGAAUGCCAUUUGGGCUGAAGAAUGCAGGCGCGACAUACCAGAGGAUGAUCGACACAGUGUUCGCGCAGCAAAGGGGACGCAAUAUCGAGGCAUACGUGGAUGACCUCAUCGUCAAAACCAAAGCAGGGAAGUCACAUCUAGAUGACUUGCGCGAGACAUUCGAAAGCGCUCCGCAAACACAGUCUCCGCUUGAACCCGCUGAAAUGCGUGUUCGGAGCGGAAGCCGGAAAAUUCUUGGGAUUCAUGAUCACCAAGCGCGGCAUCGAAGUCGACCCAAAGCAAAUCACCGCAGUCCAAGGCUUGCGCGCGCCAAGAAACACAUUGGAGAUUCAGUCCCUGAACGGGAAAAUUGCGGCGCUAGGAAGGUUCAUCCCAAGGUCAGCUGACAAGUGCGCCCCAUUCUUCAAGACACUGAAAAACGGCGCGCGAUUUGCAUGGACCAAGGAAUGCGAAGCGGCCUUCCUAGAACUCAAAGCCUAUCUUGUUUCCCCCCUGUAUUGACUACCCCAAAAGUUAAUGAAGAACUUUUUCUGUA
This is a messenger RNA of Linum trigynum, 4156 nucleotides long. The record is from the annotation of a GenBank genome assembly. Lineage: Eukaryota; Viridiplantae; Streptophyta; Magnoliopsida; Malpighiales; Linaceae.